GCUCAGGAGUGAGACCUCUAUCUAAUCGUACCAGUUGGUACCAAUGAGAUAAUAAUUAUUAUCAACAUAAUAAUUAUGAUGCCGGUUGCAAGACAGAUAACAGGGUUAGUCUACGAAAGUGUCGGCUUUUGAUAAGUAAUCAAGAAGGUCGCCAUAUAAUUUUCAAAUUCUACUUCGUGUUUCCGAGUGUAAAGUCCUAGCUUUCCCUAGCUGAGGCCCUGGUGGUUGUGAGAAUCACGCUCGAGCAGCCGAUGGCUUGGCGGAGGAAACAGUCAGCUGAAACUCAAGAAUAAUGGAAUAUCAGGUAAUUGAAAAGAACCAAACCAAUCAAGACUUAUGACACACAAGACUCAUCCUAUACAGUAUUAUACAACAAGGGCAUAGAAGUCUAAAUGAGUUUUUCCAUUUAGGGGGGGUUUUUUUGCAUGGCAAUAUUUAACUUAAUAAUUGGAUCAAGAAGAUUAUUUUAUACACCCAAGUUUGAGGUGCCAUCAGAAUGAAGUUCUUAGGAUGUAUUGGUAACAAUCUGACCAGUGUCUUUAACAACUAUGGCAAGUUUAUUUCCAGACAUCCAUACAAAUUUCUGCUGUUUCCUCUCAUUUUAUCCUGUGUUUUAUCCAUUGGAUUCUUCUAUCUUGAAAUGGAAAAGGAUGCUGAAUAUCUCUUUACACCAUCUGAUAGUAUCGCACGAGACGAUAAAACAGAGAUUUCUAAACUAUUCCCAAUAAAUUAUACAGAAUUUAAAGAAGGGCGACUGCUAAGUACCAGUGAGUCCAGCGGCACGGUCAUGGUCCUACCACAAGAUAGCGUGAAUCUUCUCUCGGUAGAAGCUAUUGAUGAAAUUAUUCGUCUUGAUCGUAAAGUUAAAAGUAUUAUCAUUUAUAGGGACAAGGAAGUUUUGCAGUACAAUGAUCUAUGUGCUAAGUGGAAGGGUAAAUGUGCAGAGAACAAUUUUCUCAAUGCGCUUAAUUACAAUGCUAGUAACAUUCUCAACAUGCAACUGACAUAUCCAUUUCUACGGAGCGGAAGUCAGGCCUUCUUCAUCGGUGCUACUUUUACUGAAGUUGAUUAUGUUAACAUGAGUGAUGUCUUUCAGUCUGCAUUUGCUUUCAGAACAACCUACUACUUAAGCUCUACUCCAGAAGUAAAAGACCUUUCUAUAGAUUGGGAGUACGCCUUCCUCGAUGCUAUGGAGGACUUUGAAUCUCCUCACAUCAAGAUUGUUUACCUUACUUCAAAUACACUUUCAGACGAGCUUGUAGAGUUGAGUGAACGUGUAAUGCCUCGGUUUUCUAUAACAUUUGGUGUGCUGUUCAUGUUUGCUGUUGGCUCUUGUAUGAUGAGUGAUUGGGUUCUAAGUAAGCCAUGGCUUGGUCAGUUAGGAAUCAUCUCUGCAGCCCUUGCAAUUAUGUCUACCGGCGGGAUCAUGGGAUUUGCUCAGGUUCCUUUUAACCAGAUAGUGUCAGUUACGCCUUUUCUAGCAAUAGGUAUUGGUUUGGAUGAUAUGUUCAUUAUGCUGGCUGCUUGGAGGCAGACAAACCCAAAGCUGUCUGUCGAAGAACGAAUGGGGCUAGCUUACUCGGAAGCUGCGGUUUCAAUAACCAUAACAAGCUUAACAGACAUUCUUGCUUUUAGUAUUGGAGCCUAUAAUCCACUCCCUGCAAUCCAAAUAUUUUGCCUGUACACGGGUGUAGCUAUCGCCUUUGACUAUAUUUACCAAAUCACAUUUUUCGGGGCGUGCAUGGUUCUGAUUGGUCGUCGUGAGGCAGCAAAUAGACACUGCUACACAUGUAAAAAGGUACUACCGAAAAAAGAAGCUAAAUCCAGAUUGUAUAAGAUUUUUUGCGCUGGAGGAUUUACAGAGUCCGACACAAUAAGCAAGAAUGAGAAUGAGCCUUGGCUAAUGCAGUUCUUUAAGAAUUAUUAUGGACCAUUCAUUAUGAAACCGGCGGUGAAGAUUUUGGUACUGAUUGCAUUUGCGGUGUACAUUGGUUUAGCAGUAUGGGGUUGCACACAGUUACGUGAAGGCCUCGAGUUGAAGAAAUUAGCAGCUGAUGACUCAUACGCUUUUGAGGCUUUUACUCUUGAGGAUGAGCACUUUAAUGAAUUUGGUCCACCGGUGCAAAUUGUGUUCACAAACAAGCUUAAUUAUUGGGAAUCUGAAGUGCAAGAUCAGUUGGAGAAGAUCAUACAGAGCUUUGAGAAAUCAAAGUACAUACACAGUUCAAACUUUACUACCUCUUGGCUACAUUCCUAUCAGCUGUUCUUAUUGGAAAACAACAUCAAUAUCAACAGUUUAAACCAGACAACGUUUUUCAAGAUCCUACGUGAACAUUUCUUACAAGUACCUCAUUUUCAAGAGUUUUCUCUCGAUAUUAAUUUCAAUUCAGAUGCAGAUGACCCCCAAAUUACAUCAUCCCGCUUCAUUGUCAUUUCAAAGAACUUGUAUACAUCAGUUGAUGAAGCCACCUUCUUGAGUGAAAUUCGCAACACCGGACGUCAAUCACCAAUUCCUCUACGUGCAUUUGGUCCAACAUUUGUCUACACUGAACAGUUUAUCAUAAUUGUACCAACAACACUACAGAAUUUAAUCAUUGCUACCAUCUGUAUGUUUUUUGUGGCACUGGUGCUGAUACCGCAUCCAAUCUGUGCUGUGUGUGUCACAAUUUCCAUCGCAUCAAUUGAAGCUGGGGUUAUAGGAUUCAUGACAUUUUGGGGGGUGAACCUCGAUGGUACAUCGAUGAUCAACGUUAUUUUGUGUAUUGGCUUUAGCGUGGAUUUCACAGCACAUGUUACGUAUGCAUAUGUCAUUGCUACUGAUGAAGAUCCAAACAAACGUGCAAUAUCUGCGUUACAUUCCUUAGGUAUGCCAAUUGUGCAGGGUGGUUUUUCUACAAUUCUAGGCAUGUUUGCGCUCUGUUCGGCUCCCGCCUAUAUCUUCAGAAGCUUCUUCAAAGUCAUGUUCCUUGUGAUGCUGUUUGGUUUAUUUCAUGGGCUUUUACUUCUACCAGUAAUUUUGAGUAUCUGUGGACGAUUUAUGAAACCAAAGCAGCAUCUACCAGCCAGACAACUGAAAGGGAAGACAGAGGAGACAGCAGAUGAAGUAAAAUUUGUUACAAAAUUGGGAGAACCAAUUGUGAGUAUUUCAGGCUCUGUAUUUUUUGGAAUGGUGUCCCAAGAAGAGGUUGAAGAGAAUGGUAACACUAUAACACAAAUGGACAUCAAUGUGCUCAUUAACCAAUGUAAUAAAAUCUGACAAGCUGAAGACAAUGCAAAAUAUUACUUUGUUUUAGAUACUCAAUUUCAUAUUCAGAAUAAGGUGGUUUGGUGUUCUGAGCUCUGUUUUUAAUUAGUUUAAAAUCUGUUGAUAAUUCACAUUGAUUAGCAGUAGUGGCUUUACUAGUACAAGGGAAUACGACCCAACACCCAGGGGUUGCCUAGUUCCCCCUGUGAGAAUCCACAAGUAAAAACUUGAUUGGGAUGAAGGGGAUUGUGGUUCUAGACCACAAUAACCCCCCCCCCCCUUUCAUUGGACAAAUACUGGACACUGCUGGACAUAGUCUGGACUGGAAAUAGUGUGUGAAGGCUCGACCAGCAGUCAGAGGCAUCAUGAAUGUUUUGGGAGAAAAAAUUCUAAAAUAUGUACUGUUGGGCUAUAUAGUAUACAGAUAACAUUUGGUACUGGAGGCUAUCAAGGCAAUUUUCAUUGUCAGAGGCACAAACAUUUUUUUCCAGGCCCUGGACAUAGUUUCUGUUUCCUAUGUGUAGCAGGGUAUGGUGUAAACCUUUACAGCCAGUGACAUAUCUGAAGUAAGCAUGGAGUGCAAGCCUCUCAGAGACUCCCCACAGAAAAUUUUGUUGAGCACUCGACAGUGAUAGUUAAACCACCUCAUAUUUGUUCCCAGAUAUAUUGCCUCCUUGCUCCUAAUCAUACACCCCCACCCCAAUUUUUAUAGCCCUAGGAAUGCCAUGCCUUACUGCUAUUAGGCUGAAAAAUGGUAAUAUUGAUAGUGUGUGAAUUAAUAAAUUUAUAUCAGGUUUAUAAUUUACAAUGCAAUAUCAAAAGUGAUUUUAAUUAAUUGGGAUAAUAAUAACAUUAAGAAUUUGUAUUUAUAAGAUGUGUGUUGUUUGGAUAUCUGUUUUAAAUAUUAGGGAAGUACUCAAUGUUCUGUAUAUUAAUAUUUGGUGGAAAACACAUUUUCUCCCAUCAGGAUCCAUUGAAAACCAAGUUAUAAAGUUGAUAUACACUUAGAUUGUAAUGGCUCUUGUUCUUGAGCUAGUGUAUGAUGGAAUCGAUACAUUGUAUAUGGUCAUUUUUCUUUUGUGGAAAAUUAAUUUCACUUUCAUAUGCUGUACUUUUAUAAUAGGACAUACUGUAGAUAUUUCUAAUGCUCUGAUGGUUGUAUGAAACCACAAUGACAAAAAUACUGAGUUAAACCGGGAGUUAAACACUUUAGGACUAACUAUUGAUAUUUAUUUAUUGAUUUUGUUAAACAUUUAAUCUUUUGCUGGCAGCAUGUCAGCUUCAUCAGCUAAGCUUGCAUCAACCUGUUUGUUCUUAUUGUUGUUUUAUUGUUAAUGUUUACAUAAAUACAGCUGGUUACUAAAUCAUUACAGACACUGAUGUUUAUAGAAAAAUAAUUUGUUAGAUUCACUCUAUUGCAGUGCAUUCAUGUUGGUAGAUUACUAUUCUCCAGUACUAUAAUUGAUAAAUCUGUAAGGUAAGUUGUAAAUUAGAUCUUGUGGAAUUGAUAGUUUUGUAUGUUGUUUAUGUUAAGUAUAUGUGAGCUAGUGCACAAUAACAUUGUAAAAGCACUGUAUAUUAGGACUUCCUAUAUGGAAUUCAACCCCAAUCUGGGUAGCACUAAUGUUUCAUCAAGUCAGUCACUGAAAAAUUGCAAUUACAGUAGAACCUCUCCUUUGGGACACCCCUAUUCAGGGGACACCCCCAUUAAGGGGACACUUUUCCGUAAAAUGAUUGGCAAUAUACUUUUGAUCAUUACAGCCAACCCCUAUUAAGGGGACGUAGACACUUUCUGAGUGUGCAAAAUGGUCAAAUCAAUAAAAUUUAACCCCUAUUAAGGGACUCUUAUUUUGGUUAUUGUAUCAAAACAACUACAGUAGUCUCAAAAUAAAAAAAAUCUUUCAAAUUUGUAUUUUGACAACUUUUGAGCAAUUAACUUAAUUUCAAAAGAAAAUGUUUCUCUCUCAAACUUUAGAAUGUGUUACUUCAUAUAAAUACAAUCUUGACAAUUUUCACCAUUAGCCAUGGGGAGUUCUUGUUUUGUGUAUUUUCACAUAAACGUACUACAUUACAGGCUAAUGUAUACCCAUCCUGACUUCUACUUCAGUCGUUACUCUAUUUAUGCUAUUCUAUCUUGUACAUCAAAUAGAAUGCUCAAUAUUUGAAAAAAAAAAAAAUAUUUGACCAUUAAUAUAACACUUGGAUCAAGAGAUAAAUAAUAUUGGGAACAUAGGCCUAUACAACUUUUGUAGUUUUCAUUACAUAUCAGUUAAUUUCAUAUCAUAAAUUAUUUAUUUUUUGCAUUGCAAAUAUAGGCCUUAAAUAAAAUUAUAAAGAAUCUACUGUAUGUUGUCAUUGUACGAAAUAUGCCAAAAACCCCUAUUAAGGGGACAAUUUCACGUUUUUGGUUAAGUGUCCCCUGAAUAGGGGUGAACACCCCUAUUAAGGGGACAAUUUUUUUUAUCCCAAAGGUGUCCCCCUAAUGGGGUUCUACUGUACGUAUUACCUGCCUUAUUAAUCCAAGUAGGCCUAUAAAUUGUGUGCAUAUACUAAAAUUUAUUUUUAAAACUUGUGCAUAGUUACAUUUAUAUAUUUUGAAUAUACAGUAUAUUAGAAUCAGGUACCAUCAUUGUAUUACACAGUAGUAAAAGUAUAUUUCCAUACCAUUUUAAUUUAACAUAUAAUAUUGAGUAAUGAUUUUACCACUGCAUGUCCUUGGUGGGUUUAGGCUGUGGAAUGCUCAAAAAGAAUUGCAUUUCACUUUAUAAUUAAAUAAAAGUAUGUAGGUAUAUUAUUCUUAUUUAAAAUAAUCAGAAUAUCAAUGUUUGCCGUAAAUAACUGCUUUGUGUUAUUGUCUAAUAAAUAUAUAUUAUUGAUAUAUUUAAA
Anneissia japonica is the source of this 6130-nucleotide messenger RNA. RefSeq names its product patched domain-containing protein 3-like. NCBI's taxonomy places the organism in Eukaryota, Metazoa, Echinodermata, Crinoidea, Comatulida, Comatulidae. Gene Ontology annotation, cellular component: membrane. The coding region runs from base 497 to 3256 and encodes 919 amino acids. The transcript has 4 exons. The record is from RefSeq and is a predicted model, not a curated record.